AUGGAUGCUUUUGUAACUCGCUUGAGAACUCUUGCAAAAACGUGCCAGUUCGAUACAAGUUUAGAUGAAAUGAUCCGUGACCAAGUCAUUGAAAAGUGUGCUUCGAACGCUCUUCGGCGUCGCCUACUACGAGAACAAGAACUAACAUUGAACAAUUUAUUAUCGAUUGCUCGUUCAUUCGAACUGGCCGAUCGCCAGGCCUUAGAAAUCGAACAAAAGUUUGAAUCAUCCACUCACCUCAAUUCCAUCGAACGAAAUAGAGAUUUUCAACAACCACGGCGUAAUUCUGCGAAGCGUGAAGACAAUAAGGCCAAUGGAACUGUGGAUUCUGUUUACCGUCCACCGCCCGCAUGUGCUUGCAACUACCGCAAGAAUUUUUCAUUAUUCUUAAUUAUUUUCAUUAUUUGUCAUUAUUUUUAAUUCUACGCAUCGAAACUUUCAAAUAUACAUCAAAUCAUCAAAUCUUCGAUAUAAAAAGCCGCACAUUGCUGAUGUAUGAUGGAUCAGUCGGCAUUUGUUCGGUACACUCGGAAAUUCGCGAGUCUGACAUGUGCAAAUUCGAAAACAAUGGCGUAACAAAGAAAUUUUCAGCAAAGGAAAGCCCAAAAAUGAUAAAAGAAUGCUGGACAAAAGUGUUGAUGGUCGAGAUCAAAAGAAAACGAUUUAAGGAUCAUUUUUGGUCGGAAAAUAGAUAAUAACAAAAAUAAUGAAAAAUGAAUAAUGAAAAAAAACCGCAUCAGAUUUUUAAAAUUCUAGGACGGUAAACAGAAUCUACAGUUCCAUUGGCCUAAUAGGCAAAAAUGUGUUUGUUAUUGUUGUGGCAACGAAGGGCACCGUGCGAAGGAUGUCCAAUGUCCUGCCCUUGACAAAACCUGCCGACGUUGUGGCAAGUCCGGUCAUUUUGCUAGGGUCUGUCGCCAAAAGACCAACAAACCGAAGCAAUACAAGGAGAAUGCUCGACAGCUUGAACAGUCUGACGAUGACUCUUCUGAGAACGAAUGUUUAUUUACUCUCACGGCUCAUAAUGUGCAUCAUCGCUCGGACAGCCUUCAUAUGUUGGAAAUUGAACACAUUCCAGUGCAAAUGCUUAUUGACUCGGGGGCUAGUGUUAACGUCCUUGAUCUCGAGACAUAUCAUCGUCUAAAAGCGCGAAAAGGAGUCCAGUUAAUGCCUUCUACCCUUCGUGUUUACGCAUACGGUUCUACGACCCCACUUAAUAUCCUGGGAACAGUCUCCGGUCGGGUAAAAUGCAACUGUGCAGAAAUCGUGGCCAAGUUCGUAGUGGUACACGACCAACACGCUGGUUGUCUUCUCGGGCGACAAACUGCCACUCAACUGGGACUUUUGCGGGUUGGACCUCAAGUUUCGUCCAUCAAUUGUGCAGUAUCUCCCUAUUCCCUUCGCCAACGGUAUCCCAGUGUCUUUGACGGAGUAGGAAAACUCACCAAUUACCAGCAAAAAAUUUCCAUCAACACCAACAUCAAACCUGUUGCUCAGCCCCCACGUCGAAUUCCCUUCCACGUUCGCAAGCAAGUUUCCGCCAAACUUGAAGAACUCGAAAGGCUGGAUAUAAUCGAGGAGGUCCGUGGCCCAACACCCUGGGUCUCACCCUUGGUGGUCGUACCAAAAUCUAGUGGUGAAAUCCGUGUCUGCGUAGACAUGCGCCAGCGAAUCCACCAGUCAGUCGUCUCGGGUAACUGGCCGAAAACUAAAGAAACAGAUCCCUAUUUUUGCGUUAAAAAUGAACUGACAGCGACAGAGUCCUUACUUCUUCGUGGCUCGCGUAUCGUGGUUCCAGCCAGUCUACAACCUACCACCCUACAACUGGCACACGAAGGCCACCAAGAGAUUGUUCGAACAAAACAGCUCUUGCGAGAGAAAGUCUGGUGGCCUGGGAUCGACAAAGACGUUGAACACUUGAUUCGUUCCUGUAUUUCCUGUCAGGCCCAGUCCUCCCAGUCACGCCCACAGCCACUUACCAUGACAGAAAUGCCUUCACGUCCGUGGACCGUCUUGCAUGCUGAUCUAUGUGGUCCUUUCCCUAGUGGUGAGUCGCUUCUGGUUUUAGUUGAUUCAUGUUCUCGAUGGCCAGAAGUUUUCAUUUUAAAGAGCACAACUGCAGCAGUCAUCAUCAAUCGCAUGAAAUCGUGCUUCGCUGUGCAUGGUCUCCCAGAAGCAAUCGUUACAGACAAUGGACCUCAAUUUGUGGCUGAAGAGUUUGAUUUGUAUCUUCGAGAGCACGGCAUCACACACCGUCGAGUAACACCUUAUUGGCCACAAGCCAAUUCCGAAGUCGAACGGUUUAACCGCACACUCGAGAAGGCCAUUCGCGCUGCAAAUACCGAAGGAAAAGAUUGGAAAAGCGAGCUCAACACCUUCCUACUCAAUUACCGAGCAACAGCUCAUUGCACUACUGGCAAAUCACCCGCUGUUCUCUUGUUUGGUCGAGAGAUACGCACCAAGCUCCCGUCGUUGAACACUAGCCGUUCGCCAGCUUCAACGUCACCUGUUGUAGACCCCGCCAUUCUAGAGCGUGAUCGUUGUCAGAAAGCAAAGAUGAAGAAGUAUGCGGAUAAGAAAAGACGUGCAGCACCUUCCAACAUAAAGAGGGGUGACAAAGUUCUUUUGACGCAAGAACGAAAGAAUAAGUUAUCCACAAAAUAUGACCCAGACCCAUAUAUA
Messenger RNA from Paramuricea clavata, 2682 nucleotides. The record is from the annotation of a GenBank genome assembly. Lineage: Eukaryota; Metazoa; Cnidaria; Anthozoa; Malacalcyonacea; Plexauridae.